Molecule: messenger RNA, 8141 nt
Organism: Danaus plexippus (monarch butterfly)
Lineage: Eukaryota; Metazoa; Arthropoda; Insecta; Lepidoptera; Nymphalidae
Gene: east
Exons: 10
Coding region: 1-6477 (2158 amino acids)
Source: RefSeq, a predicted model, not a curated record
AUGAUUUGGUGCUUUCUGUAUCUCGUCGACGACGCAUACGCAGCGCCCAGCUCUCAUACAAGCAAGGCUGACAAAGAAAUACCUGAUGUCGGAAAAACAGAAACACCCACCUCACAUUCCAUCAUGAAAACUAAACAUUCUAAAGAGGAGCCAGACAAGAUAGAUGAAGAAAGUGUAGUGGAGCCCAAGACCAGAGCCCGGAAGAAGGCCUCGGACCUCAACGAAGAUGACAAAACAAAGUCUCCACAAGAUGAUCCUAAAACAUCCAAAGACCUAAAGAAAACUGCACCUAAACCUAGAGCAGUUGUAAAGAAAAAGCCUUUAGGUAUUCGGAAGACAAAAACUUUAAGGAAUAAAAAAGUAGCCAUUGCGAAGAAGAAUGUUUUAAGAAAAACUGUUAAGAGGCCUAGGAAGGCUAAGACUGAAUCUGAUACAUCACAGGACAAGGACAAUAUCCCAUUGAUCCCAGCUGCAGAUAUUAAGAAGGAACCCAUCGAGGAGACCACAUCUAAUUCAAGGUCUUCAAGUCCCAAAACUGCUGGCAGAAGAGUGAGACUCAGUUCUGAUAUGGUAAUGAUGAAGUCAGUCCUAGGGGAUAGUCCAAGCAGCUUAGUCCUUGGACCCCGUACCAGUCCAUACUCAAUGAGAUCAGAGAGAAGUAAUAGUCCAUCAUUAUUCGAAGGCAAGAACUUGAGGAGCGGCAAACCAAGGAAAGUUAAAAGCAAUCUUCUCAAUGAAGUUAUGAUGAAGGAACAGAAGAAGAGAAGGAGGUUACUCUCAGACUCCAAAACAAGCGAACAUACCGAGACAGAUGAAUGUAGGAAGUCAAAGAGAGGCCGCUCAUGUUCAAGAGAUGGCAGUGAAAUCUCCAAAUGCUCAGACAUCACUGAGUCAGAUAUAAGCCUCAAUGAACCAAUCAUUGACGGUGAGAGUAAAGAACUCAGUAAGAACUUAGAUAAAACUAAGACUGACCUAGUUAUAGAUAUUGAAAAUAAUGUACAGAUCUCCCCUAUUGGAAAAGUGCCUUCUCUUAGUGUUGACUCAAAACUGAAAAGCAAGCAGGAUGCAGAAACUAGUAUACUAAAAGAAAAAGAUAAGAAAAAACUGAGCUUAAAAAGAAGUACUUCAUUAGAUUCAGACAACAAUAACAGUAAUAGAAUUAGGUUAGAAAAUGUAGAUGUACCAGAUUUAGAAGAGAAAUAUGUGUUGAAGACUGAAGAAUCCCGUGAAACGCUUUUAGAACGUAGUAGUAUAUUGAGUAGUAUGUCGAUGACAUUUAAUUCGAAGGAAGUAUCUAAAAAUAUAAGGAAAGCUAGAAGAGGAAAGAAAGCAGCGACCACAUCUAGACCAAUACCUAAUCAAGCAAACAAGAAUGGGAUCACUAGUACUAUAACUAACGAUUUAGUUGAAGACAAACACGAAACUGUUGACACAUUAUCAAAAGAAAUAAGUGAUCUGAUCAAUGAUCUAGACCAAAAUAUAGACCGAGAUCAACAGUUGACCAACGAGUCUGAUGUUAGUUCAGAUCAGUUACAAACUAAACCGGUUAGGCAAUUCUAUGGACUUUCUAAGCCUCUAGGAGACAACAACAGCAUUGUUGCACCCGAAACUCCAAUAAAAGACAAGGACACAAUAUCUGCAAUUUCAAAUGAAUGUACUCCAUCAAAGAAUGAUGAUAGUGAAAAUAUAAGACUUCAUUAUGAAGAAGAUUCAGCUGAAAAAUGCCCGGACAAUAGACAGGAAAUAGCAUUCAAAUGUACACCGGUGGCCAGUAUAGAUAAAUUAAUGGAUAGACUAAAAGAAUUUGAGGAAUUGGAUAAGAGAAGACAAAGGCAAGAAUCUGACUCAAAUCCCAAGACAAGUGAAGGGAAAUCAGUUGUUAUAUUAAAUGAUGUGGUUCUGAUACCUAAAUCUGGAGACAUCAAGCCAUUGAAAGACUUACAACCUGUUAGAUCACCUGAAAAACUAAUUGAAAAGGAGAAUGUUCUCAGCUGUUUUGAAAAUAACUCCGCUAUAUCUAUAGUUAAGAGGGAUCAAGUGAGGCGUUCCAUAGAUGUGGACUUGCCCAACUCAGUUACAUUAAUUAAAAGGAAUAGUGUUAGCGCCAGAAAGGAAUCCACAAGCUCUAACCACUCGAAAGAGUCUGAUGCUAUCAGUAUUUUCGAGAAGUCCCUGGGCAAGGAUGUGACUUUGACCGAAAUUAGGAAAUCCGUCGAAAAAUCAGCACCGCAACAAAUAGACCUACAUCAGUUCGCGACGUUGCACCCCAACAGCCCCAGUCAGGCCCUGGCGAACGCAAUAGAUUCAAACCAAAUAUCAAUAACUCGUAACAGCGACACAAAGAUGCACGGUUCAAACAAUGAACUUCAAAUAACCAAGAAAUCAUCCGUAUCCUUGAUCCGAAAACAAUCUGAAUCAGCCAUUGAUGGGGAUGAAAUAAUGGCUACCAUCGAGAAAAUUAAAUCACCACCCCACAUCAAGUCGCCACCACCUCAGAUCAAGUCACCACCGCAUCAAAACAAAUCGCCAGCAGUGUCUGUGACACCGACGCCUGUGUCUAUUAAAUCACCAGAGGCCUCACAGCCUAAAGAGCCAGAGGCUAUUGCACCGCCUCUAGAUAAUGUUAAAUCUAUGCCUGAAGACAUAUCCUUGACCUCGGAAGUCCCAAAGCUGGAUAGUGCCAUCGCAGAGACGGCUAAAACGGAAACUGUUGGAGAGAAAGUUGAAAAUUCUGUCAAAGAAAAUAUAAAAAUAGAAAAGAACAGUCCUGACUUGGAUAUGGAUGAUGAUAGUAGAUCAAUGUCGCCCGAGCCUCUACCAGAUGAUCCGAAGAAACCAGACCCAAGCGAAAGUAAACCUCAAGAAAAGUCCGGGCAGGUCAAGUUAAGUCCCAAAGUUAAAUCAGCUCGCAACUCCACAGAGACGCUGCCAGGUCCAAGCAACGUGAUAUUAGAGACUCCCGAGAGUCAGAAGCGAAAAGAGAAUGUACUGCGAACUCUCGGCUUAUUGACUCAUAAAGCUGCCAACGAGGCUAAGAUAGAGAAAUUAAAGGAAAAAGAACGUAUCUAUGGUCCUAAUUACUACGCCAUGGGCAAGGGUAAAGCCAGCAAGUCAGAUUAUACAGGCACCUUGAAGACAGUGAUCAAACUCAGUCGCGGGGUCGAGAGAGAUAAGAAGAAGUACAGAAGUUCGUUAAAGAUGACCUUCCAAAAGAGUAAAAACAGAUCUGGCAAACCAACCAUGGAGGUGGGAGACACGGCCAACGAAGAUGAUUCCUUCUACACCAUUGAAAGACGCGAGGGUUGUCCUGGGACAGCGAGUGAUGACACAGACACAGUUCCUGAACCCGAGCCAAAGGAAACAUUGAAUCUGGUGAUCCCGGAGAAGGCGUCUUCAUUCAGCAUCCAUCCCGGGAGGCUGUGUAUGGACCAGUGUUUCUAUUGCGGAGGGAAGUUUGGCCUCUUCGAUACACCAUGUCAUAUAGCGCAGAUGAAAAGCAGCGAGCGACAGAGGAAGGUUUUGGAUAAUGAGGAGAAGCUGACUAUAGACAGUUGUCUUUGCGAUGCGUGUUAUCGUCACGUUGACAGACGUGCAAACUGUCCGUCCUAUCGUAAACGACCCGUCGCCAAGCCCCCUGAUACUCGCGCCCCAACACCGCCCCCAGCAAACAUUGAAAAGCCUAUAAGUCCUGUGGAAGAGGAGAGCGGGGAGGAAGUGUCAGGUCGGUUGGCUACCUGUCAUACUACAGGCUGCCUGGCCCCGGCGGAUCACUCCAUACGAAGAAAAUGGCUGAUUAAGAUGAGAUCUAGCGUCAACAAAAUUUUGCAGUUGGAGGUGGAUUAUCCCGGGCUGCAUACAAUCCCCUUGUGUUCUGAACACCACCGAGCCCUGGCACCGCUUAUGGCCUGCGCGCUUUGUACCAGGAGAUUAACAAAACACCAUGCUCUACACUUCAUACACCAUGGCUUCACGGAUUUGAACCCGCUCCUAUCAGCACUGAACAUACCGGUCCAGUUCACCGAGCGGCCCGUGCUGUGCCAAGUGUGUCGCUACUAUUGCACGCUACUCACGCGGCCAGGACACAACGACAAACACCGCACCGCGUACACCAGGAAACUUCUCCAAAUUUACAAUAUUGAAAUACCACCGGAGCUGUCACAGGACUCGGACGACACUAAGGUUCUAGAAGACUGCAACAACAGCGCAAACAAGCAAAAGAAGAAAGCGCGCACCAAAUCCAAACAAAGAAAGUCCACGGAACCCGAAAAGACAGAAGUAAGAGAAAGUGAAUCCUCAGAGAGAACCACAGAGAGUUCCCCGGAGAAGGAAAAAGUUAAAGAUGACAAUACAAAUAUGACCCCCGAAGAAGUUAAACAGAAUCCAAUAGAGACCAAAACACAAAGCACAACACAAGCUCAACCGAUAGAGGAAGACAUAGAGAGUCUGAUAUCAUCGAAUAAAAUACCAGUCCCCGGAGCCAAACCGACGGAGAGCAGUCCUCAAAGCGACGCGUCGGAGUCUGACAUGGUCUCCGACCAAGAAACACUCACAUUACCCCUGGACAAACAAACAGAAUUGCGGUAUCUGUUGCAGAAACAGAACAACCCAGCACAAUUCCAGCAGAAGAUGAAUCUGACACAGAAGCAGAAAAAUAUUCUGAGGAUUCACAACAUGGGCAUACAGAAACCUGGCCUCCAACACAGGAUCAACGAUAAGAACACUAAGAGAGUCCAAAAGAUAGGACAAAUAGUGGCCCACAAAGAAAAAGUUGGCAGGAAGGAUACCGACAGUGAAACGACAGAACAAGACAAAAAUAAAGAAAUGUUCCUCCUUAAAAACAUAUCUUUGAACGACGAGUGUACCAUAGAGACGAUAUCGAACAAGAAAGCGGCCGACAUCACAACGCUUAAAAACAAAUGGCAGCUAUCUGAAAGCUUCUCACAGGUUAAAAAGAAUUUAAGUGAACUGUCCAAAAAAGUACCGGUUGAUAAAGAGAAGAAACCGGAUUCCAAAUACUCGAACCCGGUCAAGAGACUGGAAACAAAUCCGUCGAUAUCAGUCCGGGAACUGUUCCCCGGAGAGGAGGAGAUGAAUCUUCAGUGCAACAUCGAGUUUAAUAACGUUAAAGGGGUCACACCCGAAGGAUGGGAGAAAUGCAACACGCUCAUACAGUACGACCUAGAGACCAAGAAGCUGUGGAGCGAACUCCAAAGGCCGUACGGCAACCAAUCUAGUUUCCUGCGGCAUUUAAUACUGUUGGAGAAAUACUUUAGAAGCGGCGAUCUCGUUUUAUCUCAUAACGCUUCUCCACACGCCGCUAACUAUAGUUCGUCGGUACAAAGCCGACUUCGUGCUUAUGACAACACGCCUCCAGAAACUACCAGAAAGGAAUCCGUUAGUUUACUGGAGUACCGCAAAAAGCCAUCCAUGAAUGGGAAGAGUCUGCUCAAGUCCAAUCAGAAUUCAGAGGAAAAUCCCAAAAAGUUUAUGCCCCCUCCAGGGAACCUGCCCAAAUCUAAGAACAAGAGCGAGAAAAAGGCUAAAGCUUUGCCGCCAGAACUGAUAGCUAUCAAUACUCCCAACGCUCAGGGAAGAAAGUCCAUACAGAACGUUCUACAUAACAUUCAACAGUUAGUUAAGGGUGUUUCCGCUUCCGAUCCCACGGAGGUCGCAGCCUCUCCGCUCCCACCGAAAGAGAAAAAAGAAAUGCCUGGACUUAAAUUCGAUCCUCCGAAAGAAAAGAAAGAUAAACCCGAAGUUAAAGAAAAAAAAGAAGCCACUCCCAAAAAACAGAAGACCAAUAGUAAAGCUUGGCGGCCAACACUCAUGCCUAUAACUCCAGAUGACCUAACUCGUAUAGCGAGUGAGCCUCGGCGUACUGCGAUAGACGGGCACAGUCUGCCUAGUCUGGUCCAAGUGAUCUCCGCCGGGCAAAGAUAUCACAUAACCUUCGAAGAUUACAACAAAAUGUGCAAAAUAAGACGCGACAGACAACAGAGGUUGCAGGAGAAGGAGGCUAAGGCGAGGAAAUCACCGGAGGACAAAACCGUUAUAACGGAAAUACAAACCAGCGCCUUGCUGGGCAACGGCGGCACCGUGCUGCAGAACAUAGCCGCCGACAAGGACAAGAAGGACCCGCCGGAGCUGCAAGUGGCCAACGCCGCGACCAUACUCAAGAGCGUCGGCCUCAGGAACAUCACAAUAGCGCCCAUCACGCCCAAAACGGCCACGGUGACGUCACACACGCCCUCCGCCUCGCUGACGUCACCGAUACUAGUGACCACGCCGAUCAAACUGCCGCAGCUCGGCCCAGCCGUGUCUAUAACCAGCGAGCUGGCGACACCCAUCAUGCCGAAGAUACCGAAGUCUUUGACCGUCAUCCCGCAGACGGUGGUGACCCAGGCCCUGGCACCGCCGGCCCAAGCGGCCCAACCGGCCCAGCUGGCCGCCUUACACGACGGCGAGCUGAGACCAUAGCGAAACGUUAUACUGGUGGUGUUGAAACCGCAGUGAACCGAAUGGACUAAGAGACAUAUCCGUACACGGGGACUAGUAAAUUAAUAAAUCCUAUUUUCAUAUUUAGUGAUAGUGCGUCGAGCGCAGCAAUAUAUAAGUGAGACGAAUUGAUAGCCUUAUGUACAUAGUAGACUAAGACUGCCGCAGGAAAAUGUACUGUGACCGGUAGCGGACGUGUUCGUGCAAAUGAUGUGGAAACUCAUACAUAUUUACAUAUUUAUUGUUUACACACACACACAUCAAAGGAAUCACACGAAUUCGAGAAAUGAAGAAUCAUCAAAAUUGUCUAGUCUAUUAGAUGAUGCAUUUAUAAGUUAUUCAUUGUUAAAAGUUCCUAUCAUUUGCAUGGAUUGUUGUUAGUGAAAUGUUAAGCGCUCCAUGAUAGCUGUUGUAAAUAACGUUUGUCUGAACCAAAAUUCCUGUUAGUUACGAUCUGGAGACAACGUUUAAUGCUAAGUGUAUAGAUAGUUAUACUUUGGAUAUUGUUGAAACAUAUUUUUCCAUGUAAUAUUAUAUAUAGCUACUAUGACAGGACCGUGCACACCUACACCUACCAAAUAUACGACGCAGAGACAAUAUACAUCAAAAUUGUGAUAGAAAGUGAACAAUGACGUGUCCGAGCUCGUCAUAUAUUUUAUUUAUCAGAACAAAAUGUAUUAUAAUGUAUAAGCGUGUUCCAAAUCACAGUAAAGUGGACAUUGUCACAGUUGUACAUAGACCCGCCGCGCGGAGAGCGGAGAGCGGGGAGCGGGGGGCGGGCGGGAGGCGCCGGUGAUAUAGCGAUUAUUAUUAUUUGGUUAGAUUACUCUACGACACGUUACUGUUAGCUGCGUGUUAAGGCGACGCUUCACGAACCCUUCGCAACGACCGAGUCGGUUAGCACGUUGUGAUUCGAAUAGCGAGCAUUUCAUAUUUAAGCAAUGACGAGGCCUUCCUAAACAAUGAUAAUAAUACAGAUUAUAAUAAAUAAAAAAAAUGGUAAUAAAAAGUUGUACUAAACGGAAAUCUUGUUCGGGACGGGAUGUGAUGUAAAUAAAACGAUAGUGUGUAUGCUAUGAUCUAUUUUUGUAUGAAACUUGUAUAUAAGAACCGAAGCUCCGGCUCGGAGGGAUUUUAAAUCGCACUUGUAUAUAGAUGUAAAGAGAAAUGUAUAAAACUCGCUCCAUGUUGAUUCAGUUUGGUUUCGUUCCGCGUCUGUGUUGUAACUGAUUGUGAGUGAUAGCGGACGCGCGCGCCGUGGCGUUACUUGAAGCCGGGGCAUGUCUCGUUGGGUGUUAUAGGGUACCUUUGUCUGGUUUUGUUGACUGACGAUAUGUCCGUGAGUCCGCGAGUCCGCGUGUCCGCGUGUCGACUGACACUCGUCGGAAGCUCUCGCCUUAAUAUGCGAUAAUUUGUUAUAAUACUACUGUAAUGUUCGGCAGCCCGCCAGCGCGGCGCCGUGCGUGCGGACGCUCACGUUAUGAACAAAUUCCGUUAUAUUCUGGAUGUUUUGUUUCUUCCAAAGAUAGUGUGUUAGUUUUUACAUUAUUAUUAUAUUAUUUUUUUUUAGUUCAUACGUCCGGCGACAGAUAGCGCCGCUUGUCAGAUAUCAAUUUGUCUAAUAAACAUAUCCUUAUGUCCUGAAA